AUGCGGCUGAGCGCUGCGAACGGCCUUGCGUCGUCGUUGCCGUCGGAGCAGCCUCCGACUCACCCGCCGCUCCUCCGCAGCACCCACCCUGCGUCCUCCGAUCGAUCCGUCCAUGCUGGCGCUGCUACUGCCACUAUCACUGCCACUGCAGCUGUUGCAGCUGCUCCAGCAUCAUCAUCAGAGAUAACUGGCACAUUGACAUCCUCACCAAUGCACCCCGGCGCUGGUGCAGUCGCUGGCUGGAGCAGAGCCGUCGCCUCGAAAUCAGCCGCUUCUUCAGCCGUUUCCACUCCAAGUCUCUCCACGACGACGACGACGACGGGUGCCUCGUCGGCAUUGGCAUCGACGCCGUCGUCAAGCAGUAGCCCUGCAAGCGUGGCUGGACAGAGCUUCUUCCCGCCCACACUGCUGCGCUCAUCGUCGUCGAGCGCUACACCAUCCGUCUCAACGAGCGGCGCCACCGCCGUUGCCCACAGCGCGUCCUCGCCAAGUACCAUCCGACCAGAAGCGCAAAGUAGUUCUAGUAUUAUUAAUAGCAGCAAUACUAGUAGUAGCAGUAGUAGUAGUACAAGUCAAGCAGAGGUACCGACUCCAAGAAAUCAGCCUCCUCACGCCAACGACACGAUCGCACCCAAUGCAGCCAAUGCAGCCGCUGCGAACGCACCGGCAUCACCUGCUGCUGCUGCUGCUGCUGCUGCUGCUGCACCUCCGCGCAUGGUCUCGCCUACCACGCCUGUAACUCCGUCUCACUCUGCGACGGCGGCGCCCGCGCUCGUCAACACGUCCGCGCCUGUCAACUCGAACAAUCUCUUCCAAGUCAAGGCGUACUUUGGCGUGAGUGUGGCCGAGCUCUUGUCGGGCGCUGGAGAGAAGGGCCCGACGUUGCCACGCAUUCUUGUCUUUCUGUGCGAGUACAUGAUGCGCUACGUGGAAGAUGUCGCGCAAGAACGCCCCGCGGCAUUUGAGGCAGAGCUGCGCGUGCUCUUUCAGCAGAACGCGGACGAAGAGCUGUUUGCGCGCGCGCGCCAGCGGUUUAACCACGGCGACUUUUUCGACUGCGAUUCUCCCAUCAUUGCCUUCCGCUUGUUGCGGGCAUUUGUGCGCGAGAUGCCCACGCCGCUGAUGCCUCCUACCAUGUACGAUGAUGCCAUCCACCUCGUCCAAUCCCAUCUCCGCCGAGCAACGUCCUUGCUACGGCGGAACAAGCACUACACGGCGCUGCUUGCCGGAUUUCCAGAGUCCACGGCUGCCGAGGUCGAUGACUGGGUCAAGGGCAUGUUCCACAACUCGGGGUUGCUGCUGCAAGGCGGGAUUCCCAUCUCCGAGGAAAGCGUCAUCGAAGUGGUCAAGCCGCUGCAAGCAGUGCUGACGCAGCUGGCUUUCAGCGUGUGUGCGCCGUUCAGCGACCUCGAGGAG
Molecule: messenger RNA, 1416 nt
Organism: Capsaspora owczarzaki ATCC 30864
Lineage: Eukaryota; Filasterea; Ministeriida; Capsasporidae
Exons: 2
Source: RefSeq, a predicted model, not a curated record